Rotaria sp. Silwood1 is the source of this 870-nucleotide messenger RNA. The record is from the annotation of a GenBank genome assembly. Lineage: Eukaryota; Metazoa; Rotifera; Eurotatoria; Philodinida; Philodinidae.
AUGACACGUCAACAAGCCAUACAUGAAAUAACUGAUAUUGUUCUACGUUCUAAUAUGAAACCACGAUUAGUUAAUUAUAUUUUACAAUUAUUAAAAAGACUUUUACCAACUGAUAAUACAUUACCAAAUACAAUUGAUGAACUUUUUCGUUCAAUGAUGUCAUCAGAGAACGAUUGGCGUUUGACACAAUAUUUUAUAAGGCAUAAACAAUGUCCAUCAUUUUUAUCACGAUCAUCUAAUACACACAAUGAAAAUUUCAAUAGAUCAAGCAAUCUUGAUAAUUCAUUAUCGACACAAGAACAACAAGAUGAAUACAAUAUUUCAAUACAAGCCUCAUCUGUAUUUUUACCUUUGAAUAAUGAUAACGAGUCAUCAUCAUCAUCAUCAUCAUCAUCAUCAUCAUCAUCUUCAUCAUCUUCAUCAUCUUCAUCAUCAUCAUCUUCAUCAUCAUCAUCAAGUUCCGAUGAUGAAAAUCCUUAUGAAGGUCUACAAGAAUAUUUACGACCAAUUACUGAAAUAGCAAGAAGUAAUAGAGAUUUUCCAAGUUUUAAUCAAUUAAGUAUUUCAAUCUUAGAUUUUAAUCUAAACUAUGCAACAACAUUACCAAUUAAUAUCAAUCAACGGCCACAAUUAUCAUCUAGUUCAAUUAAUUCAUCAAAUAUAUUUGAUGAAUUUAAUCGACUAACAAAUGAAACUACAUCGACAAUAUCUACACAUGAACCUGAUUUAAUUAAUACAACAAGAAUGUUUGAUGAUAGUGAUGAUGAAACAUCAUGUUUUUCUAUAUCGAAUGAUAAUAAAAAAUUAUGUUGUUUUGAAAUAAAUGGAUGUGAUCUACUUAAUGGUGGUAAACAACGUCAAUAUUAUUGA